AUGUCUGCCUCGACUAUUUACAGCAGUUCCUGCGCUGCUAGUUUGGGCCGUUUGAAUCUUGCGGCUGGUUCAGGUAAAGUGGGAUCCUGGUGUGCUAAAAGGAAUGACGUCAAUCAAUGGUUACAAAUUGAUCUUGGCAGUCCCACGACCGUCACUAAAGUAGCCACCCAAGGAAGGCAGGAUGCAUCUCAAUGGGUAACGAGCUACUCACUAUCUUACAGCUUGACCGGCUCUUACUGGGUUCAGUACACUGUGCGAGGGAAAAAGAAGGUAACUUCCUUUUUACUCAGUGACAGUGAAUUGUUACAUGUAGCUUUUUGGAAUAACCACUGGUCUAUUACAGAUUUCCCAGGGCUUAUACCUCACGUAAAGGUGGCUUUAGGUAAUAUAUUGGUAUCAGUGUUCCUGUGAGAAAGACACUUCUGGUAUUCCGGUAUCUUCGAGCUUGCAAGUUUUAAAAUGUAGCAAAGAGGUUCUUCUUCAAAUUCUUAAUCAUCAUUUGUAGAGUAGGCUUUGUUUUCAGCCUUCUCCUCUCAAAUCAAUCAGAGUUCCUAGUAAAGACGAAUGGUAAUACUUUGAGAAUAAAUGAAAGAGUUCUCUUUCAGAUAGAUACUGCUCUCACGACUGGUAUGAAAGCAACCGAAAUUUUACCACUCAGAAUGGUUACUAUCUUCUUGACACGUGACUUGAUGAUGCAUAUUUUUUUCCUGUAAUAAACACAAUUAUUGUAGGUUAGUUUUCAGUGGCCUCUUACAUGAAUAUGGUACUUUGAAUUGAAAUUCUUAAUUUUCUUCAGGUUUUUCGGGGAAAUUUCGAUCGUAAUACCAUUGUUAUCCACCAGACCUUCCCACCAAUCCAUGCCCGGUUCGUCCGCAUUCAUCCUUUAACUUGGCAAAGCCACAUCAGCAUGCGUACUGAGUUGUACGGUUGUCCUAUCAGGGUAAGGGGAACAUAAUUUACUUUGUUAUUACUGUGAUAUAUAAAGCAAAACAGACAAGAAAUGCUUGUAGCGUUUUAAUCUACCAAGAUUUUGCCCUAUAUUAGAUUUCUAUGCAGGCUUGAUGGGAGUCUGAUGAGUGUAGACAGGCAAACAGCACCGAGAAAGAGCGGUAAAGAAAGUCUGCUUAUUACCAAAUUCAUGUGUCGGUUGCAAACUUAAUCAGUAGACCUAAGGUUUAAGCAACACAUUUUCCAAGAUACCUCGAUUUCGCAGCGAUAUCCCGAUGGGAAACGAUAUACCGCCCAGUGCGUACGAAUGAAAAACAAUAAUAAUGCUAGAACGUAACAAUGAUACUACUCGCGAUUUUCGCAAUAAUCGUCGAUUAUCUAUCGUUCGCAUUAUUUUUACAUAAUACCAAGGCAUAAUUCAAGAAUGAUACACC
This is a messenger RNA of Pocillopora meandrina, 1382 nucleotides long. The record is from the annotation of a GenBank genome assembly. Lineage: Eukaryota; Metazoa; Cnidaria; Anthozoa; Scleractinia; Pocilloporidae.